CUUCUAACACUCUUCAGUCGUAUUUCGAUCGCGAAUAGUGGAUGUUUGCUAGCUGAAACCCGGGUCUAUCGACGUUAUUCUUUGUGUCUCGUGCAACGUAGUGCAUGGUGUUAUAUUUGUGUAUUUUUACCAGUGGACCUCUGGUGUCGCUGUUUGCGGUGAUAAGAGCCGGUUGUUGUGUUGUUUCUUCGGAGGAGCUGUUGAAUGGACGGAAGAUUGUGCUCACGGCGACUGAUCGCGGUGGCUACGCAAGAUCUUAACUUUUAUUGUGCAACGAAGAAACAGGUGACUUCAAUUUGCUGUUGGUUUUAUCUUGUGGAGUUUUGAGGUGAUCUUGUUGAAAAGAAAGCAGUGGCGUCAACUAUUGAAUGAAGGUUGAAACUUAUUGUUAAGAAGAGGUUGGUUUGUGUUUUACUCUUGAUGGCAGUUCAUAACUGAUCAUCUGUAUGAUGUUUGAUGUGCAUUAGCUCGAGUGUCACAGUUCUCUGCAGUCAGUGAUUGUCGAUGCUGGUUGAGUAUUUUUCGGUGGCGUUUCGAAAGGCAUACCUGGCUGUGGUGAGACAUUUCACCAAUUAGGAUUCAAUUGAGCAAGCCGCGAGCAGUGUGUAUGUAAUAAAAGUUUUUGCAACACUCCUCAGAGCCAAACAGCAGCAGACGUGUAAAUCGUACUAAUUUGGUUAUUGUUUGUGUUCAGCCGUUGGGGUAGCCGAGUCCGUCGAGUGAUGUGAGGUGUCCCCGUCCCAGCUGUGAAUAUAGUUUGGAAUUGAGCCGAAGGCACUUCCAUGACAAAUACAAAUUUUUUGAGGCGAAUUGAAAUUGGUGUGCGGUGGUGACCUAUAUUGUGUGACGACAGAAGACGGCCAGUGUUUUAAAAUAAGAUAGAAGAAGCGACGACUCGCCUAAAAGGAGCAAAACGAGGAAAAAAUCAUACCCGGAGAGGAAGAAAACGAAAAUAAAUUUUAAAAUUCAAAAAGUGGUCAUUGGUGCUCGUGGAAUAACAAUAACAAACAACAACAGCAAAAGCGGCGGUUACUGUGGCGAAGAUUGACCGCAGAGACAAAAAGGCGGAGAAAAGCGUUGGAUCUUAGGGGCUGGUAAAAUAGGCGGCAGACAAAAAGGAAGUGCGCCAUACACCCCACCUUCUACGGACCGGGACGGGUCGUCGUCGGCGGCGAGAACUGCUAUAUCAUCCCUUUGGGUCGUCUUCUUGCGGCGGUGCGGAAUCUGCGGUGCAGUAGUGCAUCAACGGUUCUCAAGAUCGGAUCGAAGUUGCUCGUAACGCAGCGAAGGUUCUACGCAAGUCAUCCGGUUACCCAGCCAGAGCUUUCCGCAAAAAGAACUGUCCCGUGUGAACGCCGGACCCAGGACGGAAAUUUCUUUGGCGGACCAACCACGCUUGAAGAGUGAGAUUACGUUUGCGCAAACGUGCCGGUCACUUUCGAUUUUAUCCACCCGACGAAAGGUUACCACCCAGAUCGUGACAGUGAAAGAGGAAGAAAUUGUUGGUGGGACUUGGCGGUUGGCCUGUGGCGGUGCGGUGUGCGAUCAACGUCCAAGAGCCCAAGCCCCAGUGAAAGAGAGAGUGGAAUCAAUUUAAUGAGUGAAGCCACAGUGGGAGAAAGCAAAAGUGUCUAACCUUGAAAAUGAUAUCUGGCGACCUGACAGUGCCCGCGCGGAGUAGGAUACGGCACUGUUGAAGACGGUGGAGUGGGGGAGAGGUUCAAGUCCUAAGGGAAGAGGCUGUAUGUUCAGAAACAGCGGCAUCCCGCAGUGAGAGAAACGAGCGAAAAUUACAACACGACUAAGAAAAGUGACAUGAUUGUUGAGCAAUCCGUGCGAAAGCAUUCAUUUAUUGUGUGGUAAGCGGAAGCGUUCCAAAUUUGAGCAGCAUUGCGCCGAAGAAGUGUUGUUAACCGAAGGUACUUGCCUCUCGUGAACGAUCUGCUGCCCUAUGCGAAACCUGUGCGGCUGUGGGUCUGAGGAAGAUUGAUAAAUACCAUGUGAUUAGUGCGGUUACUGAACGGUGGUGAAGUUACAUUCAUUUUAACGCAUCCAGGAAGCGAUUCACUCCGGACAACGGGGCACAGCAGGGUACUUUUUUGAAUACACGCGACUGGUGUAGCUCGAGGUGCCUCUUCCUGGACGUUGGCGGAAGGAAACGACUACAACAGAAAACUACGAUUUAAAAUGCUUUGAAGCAAGGCGGUCGUCAUCGACUGACUUGCACGUGGCAAAAAACAUCAAAGGUGAUCGCAUGAUUCUUCAAGCAAAUAGCACCAUUUAUAUUGCCUGCUGAAAAUGCAGUGAAUCCUCGUCCGACCGGAACAAUGAAGAAGCGAGCUAAAUUAACAAUGUCCUCACUGGCGCUCACCCUGAUCUGCUGCUGUACCUGUAUGUUGGCUCUGGCGAACGGUCUGCCAAUCACGUCGAAGCCUCUGGAUAACAGUCCGGACCAUUUGACGUGGGACGUUGGCAUAGGGGGCAAAGCGAAGAAAAAAUCCGACCGAUCUAUUUUCAUCGCACCGCAGGUAGUUUUUAACAACUCGUUCUGUCCACCCAACAGCAAACUGGGUUACGACGGAAAAUGCAUUCAAGUGGUGCAAAUCAACCCGGCAGAUAUUCUAGUGACCAAACUGCAAAGUAUACUGGGUAACGGCGGUGGAUCACCGAAUACCGAUGUGGACACCGAUUACGACUAUUACGAUUCAUCGGGACCGUUCCAAGUAAAUCUGCCUCUGAGUAUUGAUUUGCCUGUCGAACAACCUGGGCAGCAGCUUAUUCCGGAAGAAACGUUCUAUGACGGGUCUGUGGUAGAAGUGUCUUCAAACAUUCGAGCGGACAGCUUGAAGCAGACUUCCACUGUAAAGUCUGUUCCACAUUCUACAUUUCUUACCGAGUCUAGCCGAGACCCGAUGGAUCAAACCGCGGCAGAGAGUCACACCGACAUUUCAUUUCUUGCUUUUGAAAGCUUACCAAACGGAACACUUUCGAGCCGGGUCGAGAUGGACAGCAAAAAUGGAACAUUUGUUCAGAAGAUUGUACUUUCCUCUACUCCUGCUGUUCCAACUAUCACAACAGUCGAUUCUACUAAUGCUGAAACUGAUGAGUUAUCUAGCACAAGCACUGUUGCAACUAGCUUUCCUGAUAUCACCUCUACCAUCAGUAGUACUACGGUAGAAGAUUUCAGCAGCUCCACGACAGAUAAUCCCACGGCUACAUCCGUAACGACUACUAUGGCCCCUACAGAACAGUAUUUAACAAGUGAAAGAUCCAUUGCUACAACCACCCAAGUAAGUUCCAAUGAUUCGCCCGAUGAGGACAUUGAGAGUUUUAAAACAGAGCUCGCUGAAGAAUCUUUCAUGCUGGAGCCAUCAGCGUCUACAACUACUGAUUUCCCGUCAACUGAUAUGUCUGAUUUUGAAUCUGAUCUAGCCACACUUAGCACUGGAUCUACUACUUCAGUAGAUCGAACUACAACCGACAGGUCGGAAGUCACGACGGAGCAAAUAACUACGACAAAAAUGUCCACAUACGCCUUUCCACUCUUCUCCACGAGGAGAACGUACUCGCCUUCGAAGCCUGUUCAAAUUGUAACGCCGGUGAAGACAAUAUGGUACAGUCCUCCCGGUGUAACCCCUCCAUCAUUUAUAGUGGCCAGUUAUACACAGCAAGAGCGCACUACUAGGGCUACACCAGAGACUACAACAGUUUCACUGAAACCCUCAACUGACGCUCCGCUUGUCAUCAUCAACGAUACCGAAAACGACAAGAAAAAUCGAGACAAUAUCCAUCGUCUGGAACUGAAAGAUACUCUACGUGAGGCCAUGGAUGCAAACAAUCGGUUCGUCUAUCAUCACUUACCAGCGUCGCAUGCCCCAUCAACAACUCCGCCAACUUCAACAACUGCUCAAAGUCACAACUAUGUCGAUCAACUGAAAAUGAUCAACGAUAUUGUUGCUGAGAACAAGCAACGGCAUCAGCAAACAUCCAGCAGCAAUUCGAGAAUUCGCUUCCCCUCCCGUGAUGAAGAUCAAAUGACCUCGGCUUCUAGCAGCAACGGCGUAGUUCGUUUCCCCGGUUCAGUCUCCAAUCGGGUCACUCAACAUGCCAACCGAAUUCCCGAUAUUUUUCCAAAGAAAACACCAGACAGUACAACUCAGCGACCGCCGUUCUGGUGGCUUCCCUCCGGCUGGGAGGUAGAUCAGACCGGUCAAAAACCAAUGUUGUUACGGUUCUGGUCACGGAUGCCACUCGUUCGAGACCAAUCCCUGACUACCACAAGCGUCAGCUCCAACAAUAACUCCAACAGGUGGCGACCUUCGUCGGGCAGCACCGCUCCUUCGUCUGUGUCGCCCAGGGGCAACUCCAAGAGCCCUAGCGAAAACUUUUACAAGGAGGUAUCAUCGCAGGACGUCUACAAAGUGCUGAAUGCCCACCAGUUGAACCACAAAAGAUAAAGUCACCAGCGAUAGUCUCGGUCUCUCUUUCUCUCAGCUUUAAGUAUUAUUUAAUUGAAACGAAAAUGUGUAUAGACGAAAAACAAAACUAGAGGUACAACGAUCAUGAUCCCCACCAUACCCCCUAAGGAAACAUGCACGCUCACACGCCAGGGAAAUGUGAGGAAUGCCAACUUCACCAUUUUUAAAAACGAGUAUUUUAUGUUAAUUUCAUGACAAAUUGCGUUGCAACUGUGAUAUUUUACCCCUUUUUGUAAACCCUUCGAAAGAAGUAUUUUUUGCUUUUAAAAGUACCCUCUUUUGACACAAAAACCAAAACGCCAUUUACUCAUUCUUUUGCUCUGAUUUUGUUUUAUCACGUAACUGAUAAAAUAUAGAAAUCGCAUGCUUUUGUCGGUGAAUCCUCACAUUUCAGCAGGUUAAACCAUUUCAAUUAGGAGGCACAUAUUAUGCUUGCUUAUUGUAGUUAAAGUGUUUUGCCCUAUAUUGUACAUAUCCACUAUCCGUUUCUUCCAGUUUUAAUGUGUUGUAAAGUCUCGCCAAUAAAAGUUUUAUCUGAAAGAAUCUGUUAACAAAAAUGUCUAAAUAAUCUAUUGUAACGAAAAUAUUCAUGCUAUACCGCAGACUAGGAAACAACAUGUUAUUGAAAAAAUAUUCUUCCACAGGGUUUUAGAAUGUAGUCUUACCUUUAAGAAAAGUCUAAGAUUAAAAUGUUCUACAUAUCGGUAAAAUCUGGAUUAAAUCGUGUUUUAGGAUUUAUCUGUUUGAAUAUCUAAGUUUUUCCUCAAAAUUUGGUCCUGAAUUUGGUACAAAAUCUGAUUAUUUCUUCCAGUGUUCUUCAAUAGAAUAUUUUGAACCAAGGUAUUUCUAAAAGGUUAGAUUAAAUACUUAAACCCGCUGAAAGAAAAUAUUAAUUUGAUAAUAUAUUGGAUCCUGGUUUGCGUGACCGUAUUGUACUAAGAAAAUCAAAUCAAAAACGUGAACAGCGUGAAGAAAAAUACCUACAUGUAUGUAUGUGCCAAAAAGUGAAGAUUCGAUGUUUUAUGAAGCGCAAGUAAAAAUCAUCACCGUUAUUUAAAUAAGAUUGCGUGUUUGCAUGUUUUUAUCAUAUAAAAAUAAUGCAAAAGCUAUCCAAGACAAAUCCGUUUCACACACAAUUCUACUUGAUAAACGAUUGGAUACGCUACCUGUACAUAUACUUAAGGAAAGCGAAUCUCCUGCGAGUAGAUCUACUAACUGGCAUUAGUAUUCACAGGAUUAUGGAUGUUUUAGUGUGUAUAUUGUUAAUCAGCGAACACAAAUAAAACAACAAAUAUUUAAUUUAACUAUAGGUAAGUGUUUAGAAAGUAUCCCUGGAGCACAAAUGUUCACUGUAAUCGAUAAAAUGUCAGCACACAUGGUGCCAAAGUGGAUCAGCAUAAGAAGCAAACAAAACAAAAUAUUUGCAAUAUUGCCAAAAGUUUCACUAUGUAUAAAUAACAUAAACUAUAAUCGUAACAAUUGAAGUGUACACGCAUGUGACUAGCAAGUAGACAAACCAGUCCUCGACGCACAAUGAUGCAAACUUUCAACACACACAAAAACACGUAUUGAAAUAAAAAUGUCGAACAAAGAAGGAAUAUACAGAAAAUACACUAACGAUCGGUGGCUGCCUGCCAGUUUCUACGUUGAUCGGAAAACUAUUUGAUGAAAUGAAA
Aedes albopictus (Asian tiger mosquito) is the source of this 6154-nucleotide messenger RNA. Its product is annotated as mucin-3B. Lineage: Eukaryota; Metazoa; Arthropoda; Insecta; Diptera; Culicidae. The transcript is spliced from 6 exons. The record is from RefSeq and is a predicted model, not a curated record. Bases 2328 to 4457 code for a protein of 709 amino acids.